Messenger RNA from Cuscuta campestris, 3046 nucleotides. Lineage: Eukaryota; Viridiplantae; Streptophyta; Magnoliopsida; Solanales; Convolvulaceae. The record is from the annotation of a GenBank genome assembly.
CUUGGCUUCCUUUGAGCUUAUUAGUAAUAUCAAACAGCCUUCCAGUGGACUUUCUUGCUAGUUGGGCUUUGAGGGUAGUGGGCUGAAUUUAUGGGCUCACCAAAUCAGAGAGAGCAGAGUAAUUGCAGACAAGAGUAUUUAAAGAUGAGGACUGGUGGGUAUACAUUCCAACAGUCACUAACACAUGAAUCAGCAAACAUAGUGAGGCAAGCUAUGAGCUUAGCUAGAAGGAGAGGACACUCCCAUGUGACACCUCUCCAUGUAGCUAGUGCUAUGCUGGCUUCCUCAACUGGCUUACUCAGAAGGGCUUGCCUUCAUUCCCACUCUCACCCACUCCAAUGCAAAGCUCUUGAGCUUUGCUUCAAUGUUGCCCUCAACCGUCUCCCAACCUCUUCUUCGAAUCCCAUUUUGGGCCCCCAUUCUCACCUCCCUUCCCUCUCCAACGCCCUUGUCGCCGCCUUUAAGCGUGCUCAGGCCCAUCAAAGGAGAGGGUCCAUUGAGAACCAGCAGCAGCCCAUUCUUGCACUCAAAGUUGAAGUUGAGCAGCUGGUGAUCUCCAUUCUUGAUGAUCCCAGUGUGAGUCGAGUGAUGAGGGAAGCCGGGUUUUCCAGUAGCCAGGUUAAAACNCUUUGCUUCAAUGUUGCCCUCAACCGUCUCCCAACCUCUUCUUCGAAUCCCAUUUUGGGCCCCCAUUCUCACCUCCCUUCCCUCUCCAACGCCCUUGUCGCCGCCUUUAAGCGUGCUCAGGCCCAUCAAAGGAGAGGGUCCAUUGAGAACCAGCAGCAGCCCAUUCUUGCACUCAAAGUUGAAGUUGAGCAGCUGGUGAUCUCCAUUCUUGAUGAUCCCAGUGUGAGUCGAGUGAUGAGGGAAGCCGGGUUUUCCAGUAGCCAGGUUAAAACCAACGUGGAACAAGCGGUUUCGCUUGAGAUCAAGGAAGGGGUGGCAUCAAAACCGGUAGUCCUCGGAAACAUCACCGGCGUCUCUCAACAUCAUCAUCAGCAGCAGCAGAUGAGGUUCCCACAAAUUGGGGAUCGCGCAGUCGUCAAGAACGAAGAUGUGAUGAGUGUUGUGGAGGCUAUGAUGAGCAAGAAGAGGAGAAACACAGUGAUUGUUGGGGAGUGUUUGGCCACAGCUGAAGGGGUAGUCAAGGGAGUGAUAGAAAAGAUCAGCAAGGGGGAAGUGCUGAGAGAGGACAUGAGGCACGUGCAGUUCAUAAGCGUUCCGGUUUUGACCCUGAAGAACAUGUCAAGGGAUGAAUUUGAGCUGAAGAUUGGAGAGCUCAGGGCAUUAGUGAAAAGCUACAUAGGCAGAGGGGUUGUUCUGUAUUUAGGUGAUCUUAAGUGGGUUUCUGAGUUCUGGUCUAAAUAUGCUGACCAAAACACUCACUACUGCUACUCCCCAGUGGAGCACCUCAUAAUGGAGCUCAGCAGAUUGUUAUGUGGUGGUGUUGGGGAGAAUGGGAGACUUUGGCUAAUGGGCAUUGCCACUUUCCAGACAUACAUAAAGUGCAAAACUGGCCAUCCCUCUCUUGAGAAUCUUUGGUCCCUUCAUCCCCUCACAAUCCCUGUUGGCAGUUUGGCUCUCAGUCUCAAGCCCAACAGUGAUUGGCAUGGUGAAUUUGGAAGCAAGGCAUCAUCAGCAGCAACAGCAGGGGUAGAAGGAUCAAGCAGGUGCUGGUUAAUGAGCAGCAAAAACCAAAGUGGUGCUGAGAAGAAUCUCACAUGCUGUACAGAUUGCAUGUCAAACUUCAACAAAGAUGUUAGAAACAUGGCCUCUGCUGCUGUUAAGGCUGAGCCAACCACCCCAACUUGUUUGCCCUCAUGGCUCCAAAAGUGCAAAGAGGAGACAACCACCACUACACAAACCACCAAUCAUCUGCAGGAUGGUGACAAGAUUAGUGAUCUAUGCACUAAAUGGAACUCAAUAUGCAGCUCAGUUCACAAGCACCCACUCUUCCCUGAAAAGAUUUUGAGCCUCUCUCCAUCUCCAUGUUCCUCCACUUCCGUGUCUUCGUCCAACGAAAAAAGAAGCUCCAAGUUACACCAAAGCUUUCUUCAAUGGCCAGUUGUCUUUGAAGCAGACCAAUCGCCGAAAGAGCACCAAUUCUUUGCGUCCCAAAAUGGAUCCGUGGGUACAAAGCCGGACUUGCUAUCCAACCCGAACUCUAGCCCGAACUCGGCUUCCUCUAGCGAAGCGAGUGGGGACCAUCUCCUCCCCAUGGAGUGCUUGAACAAGUUCAAUGAAGUGAGUUCGGAGAACGUGAACGUUCUUCGCAAGGCAUUGGAGAAGAGAGUUCCCUGGCAAAGGGAGGGCGCGAUCCCAGAAAUCGUCAGCACGGUCCUCAAGUGUAGGUCAGGGUUGGUGAAGAGGAAAGGGAAACAAGAGACCUGGAUGUGCUUCUUGGGUGCUGAUUCACAAGGGAAGGAGAGGGUUGCAAGGGAGCUAGCUAAGGUUGUGUUUGGUUCUGAGGAUAGCUUCAUCUCCAUUGGGAUUAGUAGCUUCUCAUUGUCGCCGAGGGAGGGGCCCACGGCAGCAGCGGAGGAGGAAGUGAUCAGUAACAAGAAAAGGGGGAGAGAUGAGGAAGGGAGAAGCUAUCUUGAGAGGUUCUUGGAGGCGGUUCGCGAAAACCCUAGCCGGGUUUUCUUCAUGGAGGACAUUGAUCAUGUUGAUUAUCAUUCCCAAAAGGGCAUCAAGAAUCUCAUUGAGAAUGGGAGCUUUAGACUAUCCCAUGGCGGCGGUGGUGAUGAUGAUGAUGGAGAAAUGGUGAGGAUGAAGGACGCAAUCGUCAUUUUCAACUCCGAGAGCCUCGGCGAUGCCUCGAGGGCCCCCUCUCCUCCUACCCCUCCCAUGGUUGCGCCGAAAUGCGACAAAUUCCAACCGUCCAUUUCUCUCGACCUGAACAUCGCCAGUGAUUUCGAUCACGCCGAGGAACGCCAAGUGGGAAUUCUUGAAGUUGUGGACAAACAAGUUGAGUUCAAAAUCCAGGUCUUGUGAUCAUGUGGUUGAGGAGGGAAUCCAAAAUCCCGAAUCAAGUUUAAAUUUAAUU